AACCGGAGGCUUCUAAACAACGUGCCCUGGCGCCCCAGCCUCCAGGUCCGACUGCCCUCGGUGAUCCGGGCCUGGCGAGGCUCCGCCUGGGUUCUCCCGCUCCCCUGGGCUGCUGACGCCUGCCUGCCGCCAUGGCAGAAUUGGGCCUAAAUGAGCACCAUCAAAAUGAAGUUAUUAAUUAUAUGCGUUUUGCUCGUUCAAAGAGGGGCUUGAGACUCAAAACUGUAGAUUCCUGCUUCCAAGACCUCCAGGAGAGCAGGCUGGUGGAGGAGACCUUCACCGCAGACGAAGUCUCGGAAGUCCUGAACGGGUUGCAGGCUGUGGUCCACAGCGAGGUGGAGUCUGAGCUCAUCAACACAGCCUAUACCAAUGUGCUGCUCCUGCGGCAGCUGUUCUCACAGGCUGAGAAGUGGUACCUCAAGCUACAAACAGAUAUCUCUGAACUUGAAAACAGAGAAUUAUUAGAACAAGUUGCAGAAUUUGAAAAAGCAGAAUUUACAUCUUCAAAUAAAAAGCCCAUCAUAGAUAUCAUAAAGCCAAAACUUGCUCCACUUAAUGAAGGUGGAACAGCAGAACUCCUAAACAAGGAAAUCUUAAGACUUCAAGAAGAGAAUGAGAAAUUGAAGUCAAGGCUGAAGACUAUUGAAAUACAGGCAACAGAGGCAUUGAAUGAGAAGUCAAAACUAGAAAAAGCACUGCAAGAUUUACAGCUUGAUCAAGGAAACCAAAAGGAUUUUAUAAAGGCCCAAGACUUGAGCGACUUAGAAAACACCGUUGCUACUUUGAAGAGUGAGUUUGAGAAGACACUGAAUGACAAGACAGAAAACCAGAAGUCCUUGGAGGAGAAGCUCGUGACAGCCAAGCAUGACCUGCUCAGAGUUCAGGAGCAGCUGAGCCUGGCUGAGAAGGAAUUAGAGAAGAAAUUCCAACAAACAGCAGCUUAUCGAAACAUGAAAGAGAUUCUGACCAGGAAGAAUGACCAAAUCAAAGACCUGAGGAAAAGACUGGCAAAGUAUGAAUCUGAAGACUGAAAAGAUUUCACCUGGAAGCUGCCACAGCAUGACAGGACAAGCUGUUGUCACCUCAGGCAUGUAUUCCGAAGCAGUUUAUUAAUUCCCUCUCUUUAUUUUUCUAAUAUUUAGACUUUGCUUCUAAAAUUUAGAACUAGAGUUUCUAUUUCGGUUACCUAACUGAGAAGAUAGAAAACCUGCUGACUGAUUCUGGCCGCUCACCCCACACUCCUCUCUGCCGCGUGUCGCAGUCUCGGUUCAGACGCAGUGAGGGUUCUUCAUAGUGAGAAGAGCGCCAGUGGGGAGAACAGUCAUAGUCUUUGGCGUUAGUUUCAAGAGUAUACGUUUGUAAUAAGUGUUAAAGCUGGCAUUGUCUACACCUGUGCGUUCCCCAGGGUAAAAAUAAAUGUACUGUUAUUAAAGAUAGUUACUACGAAUAAACCUUAUUUUUAAAAAUGAAAUCUCAUUCAUUUUCUCUAUUUGAUCACCAAAAAAGAUAUGAAUUCAUUGAAAAUAUGAAUACCAUCUACUAUAGGCAGCAUUUUUACCAAUUAUAGGGAAAAUUAACAGUGAGCAUGAGGACUCAGUUAACUUCUUUGGUCUCUCGAGCUAAAUGCUGUGUUUAUCCGAAGAGGGUCAGACACUUUUUGCAACAUGACUUAUUAUGAGUCUAUAUUACUGAUGGAGAAGUCAGAUCCGUCCUGUAGUUCUCCAGUUGAGAAAAUGUCUGGACUCAGAAUAAAUGUAAUCUUUGUACUUCAGUUUCGACAAUAUUCUUUUAAAUUACAUGUUAAAUAGGAAAACUUUUAAAAAGACUUACAUUCAACAUAAAAUCGGUUCCCAGACCUCAGAUUCAACUUUUGAUUAUAGUUUAUUUAUAUACAUCUACAGUAACUGCAUUUUUGAGAGGUUUUGAUUGUAGUUUCAUUGGUCCUGCUUUUUCUUGAGUGAUUUUGGAGCGAGCCUUAGGAAUUAGGAGCCACAUCUGCAGUUGUAUAAUGCAACUAAACACCAUAAGGAUAAGAAGUGAAAUGCGCUUCAUGAAGCCGUAAUGCCUCAGAAGGAAGGUACUUACUUUUAACACAUUAUUUAGAAAGUGAUUAUUCCCACCUCCAAAAGCAGAGUAUUGUCCCCUAAGUGAACACUGUCUAGUAACAGAGGCUGCUCCGCUUCCACAAAUGAGGAUUUUAUUCACCAAAAAGAGUUUACUGGUGAGAGGAUAAAGCUCGUUGUUAUGUGUAUUCAAGUUUUUAAUACUAGCCUUGAAUUUGUCAUUUUUAUCAUAGAAUCUAUGUUAAAAUAUUGAAGGAACAAAUGAUAAAGGGCAAGAUAAUUUCCUCCCAAAAGGACACAGAAGACAGUCUUAAAAAGAUGAAUGAAUCAGAGGGAGGGAAAAAAUCCGGUAACAAGCCAGCACUUACCACAUAUUCUUUCCCACCUGUGUCUCACUAUUCAGGCCGCUUAUCAGCUUCCGUGUCCUUUCAGAGCUGUCACUGAGGGUUCCAGUCUCACCCCUUAUUUCUUUAGCCCCAAAACUGAUACUCUCUCCAAAAAUCUGUUACAUUGUUUAUGGACCAGGAUAUUCUAUAUAAUUCAGAAACAAAACUCUUGAUGAAAUGGCUAGUGUAUCCUUCAGAAACCGUUUAAUUAUUUUCUCCCUACACCUUUCUUAGUUUGAUGCCCAAAGGGAAGAUAAGUAUGUUGAGAAACCUGUAUUGCCAAGUACAAUUCCAACUUGCUUUUUGGUAGCAACUUUGAAAUAUUCUGUGUAGUGUGUUUCAGUUCAAUAAUAAAUUCAAAAGGAUUUCUGAUACCUUAAAACCUAACUAUGAUCCACAUUAAGAUAAACAAAUAUGAUGUUCUCUGACAUAAAUCCACAUGAUUCUUUCACAUAUAAAUACUUUCUGUGCUUUGGCUUUGUCACUGUUUUGUAUGUGUGUGCAUUUUUUAACUCAUGCCCUUAGCAAAAUGCAAUUUAAAAUUUUUAUUUUUGAAUAUUUUCCUAGUUUUAAGAUUUAUCUGAUUUAACUAAGAAAGCAAGCCCUUUUAGUCUACUUAUUUCGAGUUUCUAAGAAUGUUGGCUCAAGCCCUAAUUGAACUUUCAGUGUGCUGAGCUGUGUAGACUGCACUGGUGGCUGUCAUAAUGCAGCUGUGGUUUAACUUAAAUAUUCAAGGCUCCUGCUAAAUUAGGACUCAGACCUUUUGUUGACGAAAAUCAAAUGUAAGUGGUGUUUGUUACUAAUUUCUUCUGUUCAACAUUUAAGUGUUUAUUUUUUCUCAUUAUGUAUUACAUUUUGUGUCUAUAUUAAAUAAAUGUU
Equus quagga is the source of this 3328-nucleotide messenger RNA. RefSeq names its product leucine zipper transcription factor like 1 (gene LZTFL1). The transcript has 10 exons. The coding region runs from base 132 to 1031 and encodes 299 amino acids. Gene Ontology annotation, biological process: negative regulation of protein localization to cilium. Gene Ontology annotation, cellular component: cytoplasm. The record is from RefSeq and is a predicted model, not a curated record. Lineage: Eukaryota; Metazoa; Chordata; Mammalia; Perissodactyla; Equidae.